AUGACCAAGAAGAACAGCAACCUCGAGGCAGCGGUUCUUCAUAUACAGACCCAUCCUUCGGCGAAUAUGAGCAGGGUUGCGCGUGAGUACGGAGUAGCUCGUCAGACUCUGCGUUCACGCCUCGACCGAGCCAAGAAACCAGCAGGACCUGGGCAAACGGGCAACCAGAGGCUGUCACCGAGUGAAGAGAGGGACAUUUGCGAAUACAUUGAUCGAAUGUUUAGCUUGAAUCUCCCUGUACGCAUGGAAUUGGUCAUUUACGCUGCCAAUGAGAUACUCGAGCAAGGCUGUCCAUCCGAACACCCUCCACGCGUCGGUCAAACAUGGGUCUCGCGUUUCCUUAGGCGUCAUGGCUACUCCACAAACAGCCAAAAGGAAGUUGAACCAAAUCGACGAGAUACAGCCCCUGUAUGCCCUGUCAAAGUCAACAAUGUCCAGCAAAAUUAG
Molecule: messenger RNA, 447 nt
Organism: Pestalotiopsis fici W106-1
Lineage: Eukaryota; Fungi; Ascomycota; Sordariomycetes; Amphisphaeriales; Sporocadaceae
Exons: 1
Coding region: 1-447 (148 amino acids)
Source: RefSeq, a predicted model, not a curated record